Molecule: messenger RNA, 1509 nt
Organism: Pogonomyrmex barbatus (red harvester ant)
Lineage: Eukaryota; Metazoa; Arthropoda; Insecta; Hymenoptera; Formicidae
Biological process (GO): regulation of transcription by RNA polymerase II
Cellular component (GO): nucleus
Molecular function (GO): RNA polymerase II transcription regulatory region sequence-specific DNA binding; DNA-binding transcription factor activity, RNA polymerase II-specific
Source: RefSeq, a predicted model, not a curated record
CAAUGUUAGCUGAGCGUGCGCAAACGACGUGGAUGUUCAUGUUGCAUGUGGUAGGUUUCCUAACCUCGCCGCCAUAGCGAUUUUUAUCAGCUCAAGAAGAAAAUCUUUGCCGUUCCAUUUGCUCCCUUCUGUGAUUAAGUAAAAUGAUUUUAUUAGAAAAUAUAAUUUAAAUCAUCUCGUUGUUUUUGUCCGAGGAGCAGAAUAAAAGUAAUUUAAAUUAAUUAUACUUGAACAAGUUAGCUGAAAUCUUCAGACAACAUCAAAAUGGGUCUAACAGGAGACCAAGGUAACGAUAAUGUUGCAUUAGAUCUUCAAAGCGGACAUAGCAGUGAUAUUCAAAAUAAGGAAAAGAAGCAGUUUAAGUGUGACUAUCCUGAUUGCCAUGCUGUGUUUACACGAUCUUUUACAUUUAGAAAUCAUAUACGAACACAUACAGGAGAGAGGCCUUACAAGUGUAAUUAUCCAGAAUGUACAAAAUCAUAUACAUGUUCAUCUCAUUUAAAAAGGCAUAUGGAAACACACAACUGUAUGAAAAAAGUAUACAAAUGUGUAAAAUGUUCGAUGAUGUUCAGUUAUUCUCAUAAUUUAAAACGUCAUUAUAAACGGAAUCAUAGUGAAAAGAUCUGCAAGGAAUGCGGCAAGACCUUUAAUAAGAAAGAUAAGUUUGUUAAACAUCAAGCUAUACAUUCUGCAUCUGAGAUCUACAAGUGCGAUAAAUGUGGCAAAAGUUAUCAAAAUCGCAGUAGAUUUAAAAGCCACUUGAAAAUGCACGAGAAGCGUUAUUCUUGUUCAAUACCUGGAUGUUCAGAGGAAUUUGAGAACUGGAGUCUUCUCUGCAAGCAUAAAACAAAACAUGUAACAAAUUAUACAUGUGACACUUGUGGCAAAGUUUUUCUUAAUAACGUUAAUUUGAAGCAACAUUCUGCAAUACAUUUGGCUGACAGAUUGAUAUUUCCAUGCCCUUAUAACGAGUGUCAUAAAUUUUAUCGUACUAAAUUUAAUUUGCACAAUCAUGUCCGGAUUAAGCAUCUUGGAGAAAAAUUUUAUUGCAAUAUAUGCACCAUGGGACUUUCAUCAAAGCAAAGGUUGAAGGAACAUAUUCAACAUUAUCACGAAGUCAAAGGAGAAGAAAGUCACGAUCAAAUCACGAAGAAAAAAAAGAAUAUACAGAAAAGAAAACGGAAAGAUGCUGGUGUACCGAAGAAAAGCGUUCUAUCUACUUUGAUUGGAUUGGACUUGCCACAUGAUUUAGAAAAAAUGAUGAUGAACCGAGAAACAAAGAUAAAUGAUACAAAAUCGGAGAUAGAAGACAUUACAAAAAAAAUAAAUACUAUAGAUUUCUCUUGAUUAUCAUUAAGAAUAUAUAUAUAUAUAUAUAUAUAUUUGACACAAUAAUCGUUUUAUUUCGAAGUGUAUAUUUGACACAAUAAUCGUUUUAUUUCGAAGUGUAUAAACGUAAUGAUCUCUGACAAAAUUGGAUAAGAAAUAAGGAUUACGAUGAAACGAAAA